Laccaria bicolor S238N-H82 is the source of this 366-nucleotide messenger RNA. Its product is annotated as histone H3. Gene Ontology annotation, molecular function: structural constituent of chromatin; DNA binding; protein heterodimerization activity. Gene Ontology annotation, cellular component: nucleosome. The record is from RefSeq and is a predicted model, not a curated record. The coding region runs from base 1 to 366 and encodes 121 amino acids. The transcript has 3 exons. NCBI's taxonomy places the organism in Eukaryota, Fungi, Basidiomycota, Agaricomycetes, Agaricales, Hydnangiaceae.
AUGGCCGUCACAGCACCUGUACCAGGUCACAAGAAGAACAGACGGUACCGCCCUGGAACUGUUGCCUUGCGAGAGAUACGGAAGUAUCAGAAAAGCACUGAUCUUUUACUACGAAAAUUACCAUUCUCUCGUUUGGUUCGAGAGAUUGCGGAGAACAUGACGACAGACAUGAAUGACUAUGGUGAUUCGGGACUUCGGUGGCAAAGCUCUGCUCUCCUUGCUUUGCAAGAAGCGACCGAGGCAUAUCUCGUUCACUUGUUUGAGGAUGCAAAUCUGUGUGCGAUUCAUGCAAAACGCGUCACGAUCAUGACCCGGGAUAUUCAACUUGCUCGUCGUAUUCGUGGGCCAUGGGGUGGCUUAGCCUAA